GCGCAGCGGCAAUCGAGUGCCCCGCUGGCUACGAGGUCAUUGGAUCCAAGUGCAUCCACCGCCUGCCUGGUGGUUACCUCACGCACGACGACGCGGUGGCUUACUGCCACCAGAACUUCGGCAGGCUGCCCGUGCUGCACGACUGCGCUUCCUUCAUUGGUGUUGCAACUUAUGUCGACGAUGGAUUCUCAGCGGACGCCAUCAACGGCUACUGGCUGGGCGCCACCAACUCUUCGGCUACCGGCGUCUGGCAGUGGAACGACGGCACCGCCGUGCAGAUGGGCGCUCCGUACUGGGCUGUCAGCGUCACAAAUGCUCUCGCCAAGGCUAAAUCAGCCCAACUGGCCUCCUCUCAGGCUCUCAGCGAAGAAAAACAAACAUGGUUGCUCCUCCCAGCCGCGUCUCUGCACAUGCCACUGAAGCAGCUGAACCCAUACACACGAUGCUAG
Hyalella azteca is the source of this 449-nucleotide messenger RNA. RefSeq names its product type-2 ice-structuring protein-like. The transcript has 3 exons. The record is from RefSeq and is a predicted model, not a curated record. NCBI's taxonomy places the organism in Eukaryota, Metazoa, Arthropoda, Malacostraca, Amphipoda, Hyalellidae. The annotation marks the transcript as partial.